CCUAUAGCUAAAAUUCCUAUUGUUAUUUGCCAAUGGUUUAUUAUAGGAAAUUAUAAAUAAAAAAACAAGACAGAGAUCUUUAAUAUUGAAGUUAAUAAUUAAUAGAGUAGAAAUUUUUUUAUAACGAAUUACAAUUCUCAUUAUAUGUUUACAAUUCACUUUCCUAAUCGAACAAGUUUACACCUCAAUUAUCGGAUUAUAUCCAAUAUUUAAAAAUUUAUAAUUCACUAGUAUAUUAUAAUGCGAAUCAAUAAAACUACUGUUACUGUGUUAUUCAGUUGUGUUAUCAUAAUAUACCUAAUUCAUCGUAAUAAGAAAACGGCUACUAAAAUUAAUCUAAAAGAACUCCUAAAUUUUGCAAUAUAUGCUUCUCGAAGAGGAGGAAAUGUUAUAAUUCAAAAUAAAAAUAAUCUUGUGAUAAAGAAUAAAGGAUUAACAAAGGAAGGUCUUGCAGAUAAAGUAACAAGUGCUGAUUAUUUAUCUCAUUGCACAAUGGUAAAAACGUUGAAACAUAAUUUUCCAAGUUUAAAUAUCAUAUCAGAAGAAUCAGAUACAUUGUGCUCGGUGAAUGACGAAGUUGAAAAAGUUAGUGAAGGUUAUUUAUAUGAUUUGGAUUAUGUAGAUGAAGAAUGGGUGAAAUCAGAAGAUCUAACUGUUUGGAUUGAUCCCUUGGAUGCAACUCAUGAAUUUACAGAAAAAUUAUACCAGUAUGUUACCACCAUGGUGUGUGUUGUUGUUCAUGGUAAACCUAUAAUUGGAGUUAUACAUAAGCCAUUUGAGAACAUUACUUCUUGGGCAUGGAUAGGAAAGGCUAAAUCUACUGAUCUAGAUUACAAGGGAAAGGUAGACAAUAAAAAUCUAAAAAUAUCCAUAUCGAGGUCUCAUAGUGGACGAAUUAAAGAAAUUCUUGAUGAUAAACUCAAAAAUUACGAAAUUGUUGAAGCUGCUGGGGCUGGCUAUAAAUCUCUUCAGGUAGCAUAUAGAGAAGUGGACGCAUACCUUCAUAUUACUGCCAUAAAAAAAUGGGAUAUUUGUGCUGGAAAUGCAAUCCUAGCUGCAGUGGGUGGACAGAUGACUGACAAAGAAAAUCAAAUAAUUGAUUUCUCUAAAGAUUCCAAUGCAAUAAAUGAAAAUGGAUUGAUAGCAACCUUAGACAAUCAUGAAAAAUUUUUGGGAUUAUUGUGAAAUAGUGUUUAUUAGAUAACAAGUGAAGAAGC
This is a messenger RNA of Harmonia axyridis, 1217 nucleotides long. Its product is annotated as putative inositol monophosphatase 3. Bases 241 to 1185 code for a protein of 314 amino acids. The transcript is spliced from 4 exons. Gene Ontology annotation, cellular component: endomembrane system. Gene Ontology annotation, molecular function: 3'-nucleotidase activity. The record is from RefSeq and is a predicted model, not a curated record. Lineage: Eukaryota; Metazoa; Arthropoda; Insecta; Coleoptera; Coccinellidae. Gene Ontology annotation, biological process: phosphatidylinositol phosphate biosynthetic process.